Molecule: messenger RNA, 2109 nt
Organism: Xiphophorus hellerii (green swordtail)
Lineage: Eukaryota; Metazoa; Chordata; Actinopteri; Cyprinodontiformes; Poeciliidae
Product: D(5)-like dopamine receptor
Exons: 1
Coding region: 508-1866 (452 amino acids)
Biological process (GO): adenylate cyclase-activating adrenergic receptor signaling pathway; positive regulation of MAPK cascade
Cellular component (GO): plasma membrane
Molecular function (GO): G protein-coupled receptor activity
Source: RefSeq, a predicted model, not a curated record
GGGGCAAUUACAUUUUUUGCCAUGCGGCCCAAGAUUCCUGACGGCGCCCCUCAAUAUUUCUAUAUUAGAAAUUAAAAAUACACAUUCUGUUACUAUACUGCACUAAACUAAAGUCCUUUGACCACAGAGUUGAUCUAAUUACUUAUAAAAGUGGUGAACUGAAUUCAUUGAAUCAUACCAAAGCAAGUCCGUUUCUAACAAAAACAUUUCUUAUCAUUAAUUCUUGUUGUCAUCGUCUUCAGCGUAAUCUCAGUUAUAUCCAGUUCUGUAAAAUAAAAUAACCAUGGUGAAUGUGUUGAUAUGGAUUUAAAGUGAAGCUGAGGUAAUGGAGAAGUGAAACAUCUUGGGAUGACUGAGUCUGAUGCGCUGAGACUCUCCAGAUUCAGUCCCCGGAUUCUGACCGGAGCGCAUCUCUUCUGCUGAGUUCCAUCUGAAACACGGAUAGGAUGGACGCGUUCGGUGAGACGGACAGGGCGUGCUGAGGGUGACUCUUUUUUGUUUCUAUUCAUGGGGACGUUUUUAAAUAAAAGUCAAAUCCGAGGCCACCUGAGCCAGCCGCAGGUGGAGGCGGCCGGAGACGACAUACGUGGACCGGACCGGGUCCUCGGCGUCCGCGCGCUGACCGGCUGCGUCCUGUGCGUCCUGAUCGUCUCCACUCUGCUGGGCAACACGCUGGUCUGCGCCGCCGUCAUUAGGUUCCGUCACCUGCGCUCCAAAGUCACCAACUCCUUCGUGGUGUCGCUGGCGGUCUCCGACUUGUUCGUGGCCGUGCUGGUGAUGCCGUGGCGCGCGGUCUCCGAGGUGGCCGGCGUCUGGCUCUUCGGGCGCUUCUGCGACACCUGGGUGGCUUUCGACAUCAUGUGCUCCACCGCGUCCAUCCUCAACCUGUGCAUCAUCAGCAUGGACCGCUACUGGGCCAUCUCCAGCCCGUUCAGGUACGAGCGCAGGAUGACGCGCAGGUUCGCCUUCCUGAUGAUCGGCGUCGCCUGGACGCUCUCGGUCCUCAUCUCGUUCAUCCCGGUGCAGCUCAGCUGGCAUCGCGCGCACAACUCCAGCCGCGCCGGCCCGGGAGACUGCAACGCCAGCCUGAACCGGACCUACGCCAUCUCCUCCUCGCUCAUCAGCUUCUACAUCCCCGUGGUCAUCAUGGUGGGCACGUACACGCGGAUCUUCCGCAUCGCGCAGACCCAGAUAAGACGCAUCUCCUCUUUGGAGAAGGCUCCAGAAGCCCGCGCGCAGACGCAGCGGCUCUCCACCUCGACGCACAACGAAAGCACGCUGAAAACGACCUUCAAGCGGGAAACUAAGGUCCUAAAGACGCUGUCCAUCAUCAUGGGGGUGUUUGUGUUUUGCUGGCUGCCGUUCUUUGUCCUGAACUGCGUGGUGCCGUUCUGCAACGCGGACCAGCCGGGAGCCGCGCCGUGCGUCAGCGACACCACUUUCAGCAUCUUCGUGUGGUUCGGCUGGGCCAACUCGUCCCUGAACCCGGUCAUUUACGCGUUCAACGCGGACUUCCGGAAGGCCUUCUCCACCAUCCUGGGCUGCAACCGAUGCUGCUCCGCCUCGGCGGUGGAGACGGUGGACUUCAGCAACGAGCUGGUGUCCUAUCACCACGACACCACGCUGCAGAAGGAGCAGGUGACGACGGGGCUCGGGCCGCAGAGACUCGUCCCGGCGCACACGGCCGGGGAGCUUCAGCAGAACUUCGACAAACUUUCCGAAGAUCCCCGGUACCAGCGGAAUCUGCUGCUCCCUGCCCUCCUGCAGUUUGAGUGCGAGCCGGAGAUCUCCUUAGACAUGAUGCCCUUUAGCUCCUCAGAGCACAACGACUGCUGUGUUAUUCCGGGUCAGAUCCAGGACCUCUGAGGGUUUUCAGAAACUAGGCCAAGAUGAACUAUUACCUGGAAAUAUAUCAGAUUAUUUUUUUUAGAAGAUGUAUUAUCGUCCCCCCUUUUUUUAUUUCAUCUGGCUCCUCUGCAAAGUCAUUUACUUAAGUGAACACAUCUCAAUCAGGUAGCAUAGUAAAAAUAAUCAAUUGGUUUAAUUAUUACAUUCAAAAAAUGAAUUUCAUAAACUCACCCUCGCACACAGAAUGAAAUAUCCCAGGUG